Messenger RNA from Ornithodoros turicata, 2288 nucleotides. RefSeq lists its product as uncharacterized. Gene Ontology annotation, molecular function: nucleic acid binding. Gene Ontology annotation, biological process: DNA integration. Bases 1 to 2094 code for a protein of 697 amino acids. NCBI's taxonomy places the organism in Eukaryota, Metazoa, Arthropoda, Arachnida, Ixodida, Argasidae. The transcript has a single exon. The record is from RefSeq and is a predicted model, not a curated record.
AUGGCGCAAGGCAACGGAACCAGCGGCGGGAAGCAAGCACCUGCACCAAAAUGCAAGAAGGAGCUACAGGCCUUCCUCGGAGCACUGAACUUUUACAACAGGUUUUUGCAAGGAGCAGCACAUACCUUGGAGCCACUGUAUCGAUUACUUGACGCGCAGAGCAAGUGGAAAUGGACAGGGCGAGAGGCGACAGCCUUCCAACAAGCCAAGCAGUUGUUACAGUCAUCGGACAUCCUUGUGCACUAUGAUGUCCAGAAGCCUUUAGUCAUGGCCUGUGAUGCAUCUCCAUAUGGUCUUGGAGUGGUAUUAAGUCACGUCGAAGCCGAUGGUAGGGAGCUACCAGUAGCGUAUGGGUCUCGGACAAUGACAGCCGCCGAACGGAAUUAUGCGCAGAUCGACCGUGAAGCCUUGGCAAUUGGAUUCGGGAUCAAGAAGUUUCAUAAAUACGUUUAUGGACGUCACUUUCGUAUUGUAACAGACCACAAGCCCCUACUGGGACUUCUACACCAUACAAAGCCUAUUCCGCAAGUGCUAUCACCUAGGAUGCUACGGUGGUCGUUGAUGCUAUGUGCGUAUGACUAUGAACUGGAGUACAGAUCUGCCAGUCAACUAAAAAAUGCGGAUGCCCUCAGUCGGCUGCCUGUGGCACAGAAGGAAGUUCCAGACGAACCACUGUUCGAGGUCCGGAUGUUGGAAGCGGCACCUGAGAUACCUUGGGAUGCGAGGAAGAUUGCGCAGUGUACAAGGAACGACCCUGUUCUGUCCCGGGUGAAACACUGGACCGUGAAUGGCUGGCCCCAAGGCAAGGUGACUGAACAGUUCAAGCCAUACGCUCGACGUCAGCAUGAGCUGUCCGAGUACAGAGGUUGCCUCCUGUGGGGGAGUCGUGUUGUUAUCCCAAGACAAGCCAGGGACCAUGUGCUGGGGUUACUGCACAGUGUGCACCCAGGUAUUGUUCGCAUGAAGGCACUGGCGAGAAGCGUGGUAUGGUGGCCUGGCAUCGACGACGAAAUUGAACGAAAGGUGCGAACCUGUUUGCAGUGCCAGGAAACAAGGCCAGAUCCGUUAAGGGCAAGGCUGCACCCUUGGGAAUUUACCAGGAACCCGUGGGCCCGGCUCCAUAUCGAUUUUGCGGGUCCCUUCCAAGGGAGGUGUUUUCUUCUCGUCGUGGAUGCCCACUCCAAAUGGUUGGAGGUCUUUCAGUUAACGUCUUUGUCUUCAGUAACGGUGUGUGAAAAACUACGAACAUUAUUUGCAACGCAUGGUGUCCCUGAUACCAUCGUCUCGGACAAUGGUGCAGCUUUUACGUCCCAAGAAUUCCAAGAAUUUAUGAAGCGAAAUCAAAUUCGACAUGUCAGGGUGGCGCCUUAUCAUCCGUCCUCUAAUGGCCAGGUGGAACGAAUGGUGCAAGAAACCAAGCAAGUCCUCAAGCGCUUGGGUAAAGGCGACUUGACUACAAAGCUGUCACGGUUUCUUUUGAGUCAACACACACUUCCCCACUCCACGACUGGAAAGAGCCCAGCCGAAAUGCUAAUGGGCAGAAGACUUCAUACGGUGCUGGACAGGCUUCAUCCCGACAUGCUGACUGAGAUGAAAGACAAACAGGAAAAGCUCAUGCAGAGUGGAAACCAAAGACUUCGAAGUUUUCAUCUGGGGGAUGCUGUUUUUAUUCGGAAUUAUCUUUCUGGUCCUAAAUGGCUGCCAGGAAUUAUUACAGACAUCACAGGACCAGUGUCGUUCAAGGUACGCACCGUUGAUGGACGCCUUUGGAGACGUCACUUGGAUCAGAUUCGUCAUCGUGAGUGGACUGAAUAUUACGAGCCAAUGAUUGAGCUGCCGGUCCCAGACCCAGUGUUCCAGCCGCAGUCUUCUCCACGGCUUCCGUUACCACCAGAUGUACCUUUGGCAGAACAAGCAUCGUUGCCCAUCAGCUCUGAAGAAACUACGACGGGACAUGGCUCAACAGUAGUUCCUGUUCCAUCUUCACCACUGCCUACCGAACGAUCAGAAGCAAGUUCUCCGGUUCCUGAGCGCACGACUCGUCCGCAGAGACAACGACGCCGACCUGACUACCUAAAAGACUAUGUGGUCUAGGAGGGGAGGAGUGUUAUGUAUGUAACUGUGAUUGAACGUUAUGCUCGUUAGGGGGCCUUACUUGUUAUGUCCGCCGCUAGGGUGACUGUGAUAAAAGGCCGGACCGCUACGUGAUGAUGUUUUUUCGACUCCAAGCUAGCAAGCGGCUAGCUCUAUGUAUGUACCAUGUAGUGCCUGUGGCACACCACGAAUAA